GGGACCGAGCCCCCGGAGCCAUGGCCGAGGCGCAGGAGCUGCUGCUGCAGCUGCAGAAGGACAACCGCGACGGGCGACUGCGGAAGCAGGAGCUGGAGGAGCUGGUGCGCGGGCUCGAGGCCGAGAGCGAGAGCCUCACCGGGCGCCUGCAGGGUCUGCGCGAGCGCGAGCGCAGCCUGCAGCGGAAGCGAAACCAGGCGGCGCGGGCCCUGCGCGGGGAGGCGCGCGAGGCGGCGCGGGAGGGCGCGGAGCGAGCGCGCGGGCUGCUGGAGGCGGCGGAGCAGCGCAAGCAGGACCUGGAGCAGCACAACCAGCAGCUGCAGGAGCAGUGGGAGGAGCUGUCGAGUCAGCUCUUCUACUACGGAGGCGAACAGCUGAGUCAGCAGCACGCAGAGCAGCAACUCGGGACCCAGCUGAUGGCGUUGCAGAAACAAGUGGAGCUGGUGGAGGCCAAGCACGCCGAGCAGGCGGAGAGCCUGCGGCAGGGCGCGCAGCGGACGGAGGAGGCCUGGGCCAGCUUCCAGGAGCAGAGCGGCGUCCUGCAGGAGCUGCAGGCCAAGGUGAUGGAGGCGGCGGCCGCGCUGGACGCCUCGCGGGGCGGCGCCGAAGUGUGCGACUCCCAGCCGCGCCGGGUGCAGGACUGCGCGGGCUCGCUCAUGGAGGAGGUGGCCAGGGCCGACUGCGAGAGGCGGCUUGUCGGUGGCGCCGGCAGGGCGGGCAUCAGGUGCUGGGCGCGCGGCGCGCUGCAGACGCUGCUGCUGCUCCCGCUCGGCUUCCUGGCGCUGCCGCUGCUCCACGUGCUGCGGGCGGACCCCUGCGCGCUCCGCGGGCUCCCGCGCUGCGGCUCGGCCUCCGCCUGGCGCCGCCUGCGCUACACGCUGUCCCCGCUGCUCGAGCUGCGCGCGCGCGGCCUGCUGCCCGCCUAG
This is a messenger RNA of Canis lupus familiaris (dog), 926 nucleotides long. RefSeq names its product transmembrane protein 191C (gene TMEM191C). The coding region runs from base 21 to 926 and encodes 301 amino acids. NCBI's taxonomy places the organism in Eukaryota, Metazoa, Chordata, Mammalia, Carnivora, Canidae. The record is from RefSeq and is a predicted model, not a curated record. The transcript has 10 exons.